UAAAACAAAUUCAUAUUUUUGAUCGGAAUAUUUCAAAUACAGGAGUACAAAAUAAGUUUCUGUAAAUUCAUUUAUUAAUAAUUAUUAAUUUAUUUGCAAAAGUAACGUAAAAUAUGGUCGCUGUAAAUAGUGAAUAAAUGAAUAAGAGGAAAAUACGCAAAGAGUACAAAUUUCUAUAAUAUAUACGGGAAGAAUUUGCGAGCGCUCUCUCUCUCUCUCUCUCCUUCACAACUCUUAGUUCUCGCUCCGCUUUUCACUAGCAAAUCGUUUUGAUAAAAAUUUAAAAACUUAAAAACCUUUAACGAUUUAAGACGUGUUUAGCGCACGGUAAUAAAAAGUAAUAAAAGAAAGAAUCAAAAACCCAUAAAAGCUCAUGUGUUAAUUAAAUUUUAGCUCUGCUAAUAAAUUCAAUAUAAAUCGUUUAUAUACAAAAGUAUCUAAUAAUAUAUCGCACUAACCGAUACGCAACAGUACAGAGUUUUGCAUAUAAACAAUUUGUAUAGUACAAAGAUAUAAAAAAAAGUGAUUUCUACUUAUAAAAUUAUUCCUCUAUAAGGGAGAAAUUUGUAAAAAUAAUUCACGAAAAUAAAUGUAAAAAAACAAAAUUUUUUUAUAUAAAUAACAAAAACAAAAAAAAAAAAAACUGAAAUCAAACUUGAAAACGCAUGCAUAUAAACGUUUAAUUAAGAAAUAAAUCAAUUUAUUCAUUAAAAGAAUAAAACGAAGAAUAAACUUAAAAAAAAAAAAGGAAAGAUUUCAUAUCAAAAACUGUCCAUCUUCAUAUCAAUUAAAAAGUAAUAAUAAAGAAAAUAAAAAAAAAAUAAAUAAAAACAAAAAAAAAAGAACAAACACAAUAACAAUAUAAGCGUAACAGCAACAAAAUGUGGAGUCCAACAAAAGCAACACCAACAUCAUCGUCGUCAUUGUCAAGUGAUAAUAAGAACAAAAGAGAAGAAGUAGAUGAUUGUAGAUGUAGUAAUAUUGAAACUAAAGUAGAUGUAGACUUAACUAUUACUCCACAACAGCAACAGCAACAAAUUAAAAUUAAUAAUAAGCAACAGACGCUUAGCUCAGUUGGUGCGCAAUCAUCGUACGUAGGUCAGCAAGCGGGAGGGCAACAAGAACGAAAAUUUGUUAAAAGCGAGGAGGAGGAACAGGAGGAAGAAAGUGAUUGCAAACAUUUUACGGAAUCAGCAACAGAUUCAGGUUUCAUUUCGGGUCCACAGCAGAUCGACAUUAGUUCUUCUGCUAAUAUUCUCAACGAUCAUUCAACAACAAUAAAGAGGAAUAGUGCUGGUGCUAUUGAACAAUAUAAUAUCACAACGACUGCCCUUUCACGCAAAGCACAAAAGCAACAAAAAGAACAAGAACAAGAAGAAGUAGAGGAAAAUUCAAUUUUCGAUUCGGGUUGCAUAGCCGAAGUUGAGGAUAGUGUUGAAAUUGAGCCCAAAAGCGUUACAACAUCGAACGCAUCAACAACAACAACGGAGAGUGCAAGUAACGAUUCUCAAAUGCUCAUCAAACAUAACGUGGAUGCUGGUAUGGCAGAAUGGUUUUGCAAUUUAAGCUUGCAAACCGAUGGCACCCAAACGACAGAUAAUGCCUCGCGCCUGGGGAUAAAUAAUUUAAAUGCACUGCAAAGGCAACGUACAACAACAACACAACAACAACAACAACAACAGCAACCACAACAACAACAAAACGUUACAACAGGAAACUCUAUUAUUACACCAACCGUACCAACAAUAACGAUGACACCGUCAUCGGCCUGGGAACAAUUCUAUCAGCAAAACGAUGAUGGAGAUACACCUUUGCAUUUGGCUUGCAUUUCGGGUUCUGUGGAUGUGGUAGCUGCCCUAAUAUGCAUGGCUCCGCAUCCCUGCCUACUAAAUAUACAAAACGAUGAUUGCCAGACACCAUUACACUUGGCUGCCUUAACAGCGCAACCGAAAAUUCUAAGAAUGCUUUUAAUAGCCGGAGCUGAGCCCACCAUACGUAAUCGAAAUGGUAAUACAGCUUUACACUUAGCCUGCAUAUCUGGCGAAGAGCAAUGUGUGCGUGCCUUAAUUAUACCGAUAAGUCCGUCCGAAAUCAAUGAAGCUCGUAACCAGUAUGGAAAUCGCGCUAAUGACAAAACCUAUUUAAGUUGUGCUCGUCUACCCUCCGAUUUAGAAAUACGCAAUUAUGACGGAGAAAGAUGUGUUCAUUUAACCGCCCAAUUGGGUUAUAUCGACAUUUUACGUUUACUUGUUUUAUAUGGAGCUGACAUUAAUGCAAGGGAAGGUAAAUCUGGACGAACCCCGUUGCAUAUUGCCAUCGAAGCUUGCAAUGAAAGUUUAUUCAAUUAUUUGUUGGACGAAUGUCAAAAACUUAAUUUGGAAACGGAAACUUAUGCUGGUCUAACCGCUUAUCAAGUAGCCUGUCUGCUAAACAAAUCCACAUUACAAAAUAUGUUAAAAACACGCGGCGCCGAACCGUUAACCCCACCAGAUAGUGAAUAUGAUGGUAGCGAUGUAGAAUCCGAUUUAGAGGAAGCAAAGUUUGUAGAUCGUUUUGGUGAUCCUGGCUAUUUUGCUAACUUUAAAGGCGGUAAUGCAAUGACUGUGGCCUAACAUAACAACAACAAGCAGUUAUUUGCUGAACUCUUUUUACGUAUUUUUCCAUUUCGAUUUAUUAUCAUUAUUAACAUAAAUUUUUGAAACUUUUCGAUUCGAGAUUUUGAAUUUUUUGUAUUUAAAAUCAAUUCACUACGUGCUUUGGUUGAUCGUAGAACGAUUAAACUAAAUCCUCAUUAAAUUGUAUUGCAUUACGCACAAUUUAUUAGCUUUAUUUAUUUGCAUUGCAUUGUUCGAUUAAUUGAUUGAGCAAAAAUGAAAAAAUGUUUAUUUUUUUUUUCAUUUUUCAUUGAAAUGAAUGUUCAAUUGCAUUAAAUUUAAACAUGUAUUCGAAAUCAUUAUGGUAUCAUUUUAAUUAUUAAUUGCUUUAGUA
Molecule: messenger RNA, 2988 nt
Organism: Glossina fuscipes
Lineage: Eukaryota; Metazoa; Arthropoda; Insecta; Diptera; Glossinidae
Gene: cact
Product: NF-kappa-B inhibitor cactus
Exons: 7
Coding region: 882-2612 (576 amino acids)
Molecular function (GO): protein binding
Source: RefSeq, a predicted model, not a curated record